CUUGAAAGAGGAUACUAUUGUAUUUGCGCUAUAUAGUAUUUUACUUUGGCCUGGUUUUAUUUCCCAGCGUCUACUGCUGUAAAUUGGAGAUUAUCGUUGCUCUUAUCACCGACUAGAAGCUUCUCCGCUGCCCUCCGCACUCCGCAGUCGUCAUUAUAAAGCAAACUUCUUCUACUCGUCCAACAAAAACCUGAGAACAAAUCUAUACGGAAUUCACCAUGGCGGAAACUCACUCAAAUGCUACUGCGGCGCAGUCCAGACCGACAAUGUCCAUGUUCGCCCCCCAUCAGGCCUCCACAGCCAGCUCUUCUACAACCCCCAAAGAGGAUGACUCCUCCAAGGCCAACUUACCCAAGGGCGUUGUGCUCGACAAGGAUGGGAAACCAUGCCGCCUCUGCACCUCCGCCGCAUCAUGGCGCACCAUGACGAAACAAGCAUCCCAAUCCCAAUCCCAAUCUCAACCCCAAGAGACACAACCCAAACCCUCAACCGCCAUCCCCAAAUCCAUCGCCACCGCAGCCAGCACCGUCCCAACCACCACCUCAACCCCCCGAAGCGACUGCCCCCCAGACGUCGACGCCCUCGGCCGCUCAACCUGGACCUUCCUCCACUCCCUCGCAGCCUCAUACCCCGAAAAGGCCUCAGCGGAACAACAAACUGAAAUGAGCUCAUUCAUGAAGAUCUUCUCGCGCAUCUACCCGUGCUGGGUAUGUGCGGACGAUUUCCAGAAGUGGAUGGCGGAGCCUAGUGGUCGCAACAAGCCCCGGUUGAGUGGGAGGUCGGAUUUUGGGAAUUGGCUGUGUGAUGCGCAUAAUGAGGUUAAUCGGAAGUUGGGGAAGAAGGAGUUUGAUUGUCGGCUUUGGGAACAGAGGUGGAGGACGGGGUGGAAGGAUGGAAGCUGUGAUUAAGUGGGCUGAUUGGAGUAGAUUGGUUUUUUUCCCUUAUAGAGAUGGUGUAACAUAAAAUAGGGCAUUGGGUUUGUACUAUUACUAUCAUGGUUUUGUUUAGAGACAUUGAGCUUGGGAAGUUGGUUUUUGUGCAGUUCGAUAACUGCGUGGAAUUGGACUCACUGUAUAUAUAUAUCAUCAUCUCUUCUCAUGACAUCACAAGACCAAAUCUCUUCUCAAUUUUAAUAACCGAUGAUUUCAAU
This is a messenger RNA of Aspergillus wentii DTO 134E9, 1150 nucleotides long. RefSeq names its product flavin-linked sulfhydryl oxidase. Gene Ontology annotation, cellular component: mitochondrion. The record is from RefSeq and is a predicted model, not a curated record. The coding region runs from base 219 to 908 and encodes 229 amino acids. The transcript has 2 exons. NCBI's taxonomy places the organism in Eukaryota, Fungi, Ascomycota, Eurotiomycetes, Eurotiales, Aspergillaceae. Gene Ontology annotation, molecular function: flavin-dependent sulfhydryl oxidase activity; flavin adenine dinucleotide binding.